Molecule: messenger RNA, 3022 nt
Organism: Tarenaya hassleriana
Lineage: Eukaryota; Viridiplantae; Streptophyta; Magnoliopsida; Brassicales; Cleomaceae
Product: kinesin-like protein KIN-13A
Exons: 14
Coding region: 227-2668 (813 amino acids)
Biological process (GO): microtubule-based movement
Molecular function (GO): microtubule motor activity; microtubule binding; ATP binding
Source: RefSeq, a predicted model, not a curated record
GGGGUUUUUUCUUCUUCUUUAGAUCUGAUUGUUUCCCGAGAAAAUUGCGGAUGAAAGAUCUUGAAUCCUACAUUCGCUUAUCUUCGUCUUAAUCGGAUUCAAAGGAAGUGAAUAAGUUUUAGUCUGAGUUCCUGCUUUCGUGUUCUGCGUUGAAACCGAAUUCUCUCCUCAAUAGUUGAUUUACAGAUCUCCGAAGUUGGCUCCCCUAAGAAGAUCACAGCGCCACAUGGGCGGCCAGAUGCAGCAGAGCAAUGCUGCGGCUGCGACGGCGCUAUACGACGGUUCUCUUCACCAUGCGGGACCUGCAAAUGAUGCAGGUGAUGCGGUCAUGGCUCGGUGGCUCCAGUCUGCUGGUUUGCAACAUUUGGCCUCUCCCGUUGCUUCUACUGCCAUUGACCAGCGUCUUCUCCCCAACCUUCUCAUGCAGGGUUAUGGAGCACAAACCGCUGAAGAGAAGCAAAGACUUUUCAAACUAAUGAGAAAUCUAAACUUUAAUGGGGAGUCUGCUUCUGAACCGUACACUCCAACUGCCCAAACAUCAGCAGCUUUGUCCUCAUCGGAUGGAUUUUAUUCACCUGAAUUCAGAGGUGAUUUUGGAGCUGGGUUAUUGGAUCUUCAUGCAAUGGAUGAUACGGAACUGCUAUCUGAGCAUGUGAUUUCGGAACCCUUUGAGCCAUCACCUUUCAUGCCUAAUGUUAAUAAAGCAUUGGAAGAAGACUUCAAUUUGCCAGCUAGCCAGCAGCAACGACAGGAAACAGAUGCUGAACCCUCGGGUUCACUUCCCAAGGGCGAAAAAGAAAAUAGUGUGAGAGAGAACAAUUUAGCCAAGAUUAAAGUAGUGGUAAGAAAGAGACCCCUAAAUAAGAAGGAAGUUGCAAGAAAGGAGGACGAUAUUGUGUCCGUAUCUGAUAAUUCUUUGACCGUCCACGAGCCAAAGUUAAAGGUGGAUUUGACUGCUUACGUGGAAAAGCAUGAGUUCUGUUUUGAUGCAAUUCUGGAUGAAUAUGUUUCAAAUGAUGAGGUGUACAGGGCUACAAUUGAACCGAUUAUCCCCACUGUUUUCCAGAGAACCAAAGCUACCUGUUUUGCAUAUGGGCAAACAGGUAGCGGCAAGACGUACACAAUGAAGCCACUGCCUAUCAGAGCUGCUGAAGAUCUUCUGAGGCUGUUGCAUCAACCUGUGUACUGCAACCAGAGAUUUAAAUUGUGGCUCAGCUACUUUGAGAUAUAUGGUGGAAAGCUAUUUGAUCUUCUCAAUGACAGAAAGAAACUUUGUAUGCGAGAAGAUGGUAGACAGCAAGUUUGCAUUGUUGGACUUCAAGAGUAUGAAGUUUCAGAUGUUCAAGUUGUGAAGGAAUUUAUUGAGAAAGGCAAUUCUGCAAGGAGCACAGGAUCGACUGGUGCCAAUGAGGAAUCUUCAAGAUCACAUGCUAUUCUACAGCUUGUUGUCAAGAAGCAUGUCGAGGUAAAAGAGACCAGACGGAAUAAUAAUGAUGGUAAUGAAUCACGAGGAAAAGUUGUGGGCAAGAUAUCUUUCAUCGAUCUUGCUGGCAGUGAAAGAGGUGCAGAUACCACGGACAAUGACCGCCAGACAAGGAUUGAAGGUGCAGAAAUCAACAAGAGUCUGUUGGCUCUUAAGGAAUGCAUCCGAGCCCUGGAUAAUGAUCAGCUACAUAUACCAUUUCGUGGAAGCAAACUAACAGAAGUGCUCCGUGAUUCUUUCGUUGGAAACUCGAAAACUGUGAUGAUUUCUUGCAUCUCUCCAAAUGCUGGAUCGUGUGAACAUACCCUAAAUACAUUAAGAUAUGCUGAUCGGGUGAAGAGUUUGUCUAAAAGUGGAAAUGGCAAGAAGGAUCAAACUGUCAAUUCAUUGCCACCAGCUAGUAAGGAUGCUUCAUUGGCUUCUUCUCAACCUGUUUGUAACGAUGUGGAAGAUAUCUUUGAGCCUCCACAGGAAGUGAAUGUACGUGACACGGGAAAUAGGGUGGAGGACGAAAGUUAUUUUAGUUCAGGUAUUGGAUUCAAGCAGCCUACGACGAAUUAUUAUCCAUCUUCGUAUCCCAUUAACAUCAGAGAGGAAAGUGGAAUACCGACCAUCUCAAUGGACAGAGCAAGACCAGCGGAGAUGAGUAAUUCUACUGGUGGUUCUACUAGUCAACGGAUCUACCCAUCUUCAUAUUCUCAGGACACUACCGACCUGGAAGAGAAAGUGAAGAAGGUAUCACCGCCUCGUAGGAAAGGGUUUGGGUUUGGAGAAGAAAAAGAAAAACAAGACCAACCUCGGAACUUGAAAAGAAGAGAUGGCGGCACAUCGGAAGCUCCUCCCGUGACCACCAACCCUAUGCAGCAUAAUGUUGCUUCAAGACAAUAUGAUACAGAGCCUUCUCUUGAUGAGAAUCUCGAUGCACUGCUCGAGGAAGAAGAAGCCCUAAUCGCAGCGCACAGAAAGGAAAUAGAAGACACAAUGGAAAUAGUGCGAGAGGAAAUGAAAUUACUAGCGGAAGUAGAGAGGCCAGGGAGCAUGAUUGAUGACUACGUAACACAACUGAGCUUUGUGUUGUCGAGGAAAGCGGCAGGUCUCGUCAGCCUUCAGUCACGCCUUGCUCGGUUCCAGCACCGUCUCAAAGAACACGAAAUCCUCAGCCGCAAGAGAGCCCCCCCUCGGUAGAUACAUACAGACUGCUAACUGUCCUCUGUUUAUAUCCAUUUCAAAGUGGUAUUAUCAUUGCCUUGUAGUAGCAGUAGCAGUGCAUCAUCUCUUACAAAGGCAACACUCCGAAGAUCAUAGAAAGAGUUCCCAGUGAGCGUGUGCCUGUGUGUGUGUGUGUGUGUGUGUGUGUGUGUGUUGGGGGUGAUGAUAUUAAGUCUCGGUUUCAUUCCGACAGGUGAGUGGAGAACUCUCUCUCUCUCUCUCUCUCUCUCUCUCUCUCUCGUGUGCAGUCUGCGCAAACAUGAAAAAAAAAGACGUUAAUGGUUUGGCUGUGUUGGUGGUGAAUGUGGGGGCUUAUGUGGUUUUUAUUAA